Molecule: messenger RNA, 447 nt
Organism: Macrosiphum euphorbiae (potato aphid)
Lineage: Eukaryota; Metazoa; Arthropoda; Insecta; Hemiptera; Aphididae
Source: the annotation of a GenBank genome assembly
AUGACUAAUAGAACUAGCAAUGUGUGGAAGUUUUUCACUAAAGACAAUGAUAAAACUGCAACAUGUUCAAUAUGUCAAAAAAAGAUCAAAACAUCAGGCAACACAUCUAAUUUGAACGGCCAUUUAAAAAGCAAACACAAAAAUGCUUUGGCUAUUAUUGCUAAUAAUGAUAAUCUGAAUAAUCCUGAACCUGAGGCAUCGACUUCUAAGAUCCCUGAUGUACCUAGUACACCUAGUGCAAGUGAAAAAUCUAAGGACAAUAAUGUAUCAAAUGAAAUGUUUAUGGGCGCAUUUAAGCGGCAAAAAACAAUUGCUGAAUCGUUUGGUGUUAUGACAAGUUUCAAAGAAGGUGGAGUAAAAUCCGAUAAACUUAUUCAAGCAAUAAUGUAUAUGAUUUGUAAGGACAACCAGCCUAUAAGUAUUGUUGAGGAUGAAGGAUUCAAGUAG